UGGCAGGCAGGAUGUAUUGUGGUGUGACUGAGGGACAUCGGGAGAAUGGUUCCUAGUUCCGGCUGAGCUAUGAGGACGUGAAAAGGGAAGAAUCGAGGAAGUAUCCAGAUGGAGAAACGUGGUCCGUCACUAGGAUAGUGCUCACCAAAGAGUAACGGGAGAGGAUGGUGUUCUUUGCCCACGGAAAUAUUAAUGGAAGUCGAAGAGCACCGAUGCCUGAGGGCCCAGUCGCUCGCUGGCCGCUGAGAGGGAGAGAGAGAAGACGAGUUCCGUCGGCCGUGCCCACUCUUCGAGACAGCGCUGCAAAAAGAUCCACCAGUUGAAACUCUGGGACAACCUUUUCAGUUUUGGGGGAAGAACCCACCGCCACAUUUCACCGCCAACAUAUACAUUUGACGUAAACAAAAAAUGAAGUUCCUUUCUGCCAUCGUGACCUUUGAGAACCUCCACGAGGUGAGGAGGUUGUGCCACUGGGGGCCCGUGAUCGCACUGUCCGUUAUCGGCAUAUGCUCCACCAUGGCCAUCUUCGACUCCAUCAUCUGGUACUGGCCGCUUGACACCACCGGGGGCAGUGUCAACUUCAUCAUGCUCCUCAACUGGACCGUCCUCAUCCUCUACAACUACUUCAAUGCAAUGUUCGUGGGUCCAGGGUACAUUCCCCUGGACUGGAAGCCAGAUGGUCAACAGGAGAGCCAGUACCUGCAGUUCUGCAGAGUGUGCCAAGGCUUCAAGCCCCCUCGGUCCCACCACUGUCGCAAGUGUAACAGGUGUGUAAUGAAGAUGGACCACCACUGCCCCUGGAUCAACAACUGCUGUGGACACCAGAACCACGCCUACUUCACCAGCUUCCUGAUCCUGGCGCCACUGGGCUGCUCGCAUGCUGCCAUCAUCUUCGUUAUGACCAUGUACACGCAGCUGUACGAGAGGAUCUCAUUUGGCUGGAGCACGGUGAAGAUCGACAUGAGCGCCCCACGCCGUGUCCAGCCCCUCAUGCCCUUCAGUGUGCCGGCGUUCGCUGCCACUCUCUUUGCCUUAGGCCUGGCGCUGGGCACCACCAUCGCCGUGGGCAUGCUGUUCUUCAUACAGAUGAAAGUCAUCCUUCGCAACAAGACCUCGAUUGAGGCGUGGAUCGAGGAAAAGGCCAAAGACAGAAUCCAAUACUACCAGACGGGGGAAGAGUUUAUCUUCCCGUACGACUUGGGAGGGCGCUGGGAGAACUUCAAGCAGGUCUUCACCUGGUCGGGAACCCCCAGAGGAGACGGCGUCCAGUGGCCGGUCCACCCCAAGUGUCACCAGCACACCUUAACCAUAGAGCAACUGAAGCAGAAAGCCGACAAGAGGGUGAGAAGUCAGGUGCAGUACCGGGCGGUGGAGGUCUACAACGGAGCCUGCUGCCCCGUCAGCAAGGGGCUCCAGACCUUCUUCAGGACGCCCUGCACUGAGGAGCCCCGCAUCCCACUCUCCAAGGGGGACACCAUCCUCGCCACCCGGGGCACCAAGUGGUGGAUGUAUGGAGAUAAAGUCUUAGGCGAGGAGCAAAUUAACGCGGGAGAGCGUAUUAGGGGAUGGUUUCCCCGGCGAUGCGUGGAGAAGUGCCAUUAUGACACUGCUGCCAGUGACAACACCAGCGAGAAGAAAAUAAAUUAAAGGGAGUCUACUUGCGUCCUAAAAUGCCAACUAGCAUAGCGGUGUGUGUGUGUGCUCUCUCAGCAUAUCAAUGACCCCCCCCAUUGGUUGUCAGAGCCGUGCAUGUCAACUCACAACUCAAACACAGGUUCUCUCUCAGCCAAUGAGCCUUCCCGAUGCUGGCAGUGAUGUCUUAGCAAGCCUCUCCCUGACUGACUGACUCGCAAGGCGUCCAGCUUGACCCCUGUCGUCUCGCUUGACUCUUUGGACCAAAACUGAAACCCAGCACGAAUCUUUCUUUCUACGAGCUGCCGCCAAGGCUUUGAUGUGACUUAUGGUUUAGAUAUCUUUACUUGAAUGAUUUCAUUUUCAACUUAUGCUGAUGUCUGUUGAGUAAAUAUGCAAUGCCUCAGCCCGGCUUCACCUUGGGCAUCGUCAUGCAACUAUUUCUACGAUAUUCAGAAAAUACUAUGUUUUUUUUGUUUUUUUGUUUUUUUGUUAUUUUUGUAAAAACAAUACAGUUGGCCUGGACGUAUGCCCUUAAAAAUAAAGAAUAUGUACAUCUAUUAACUUAA
This is a messenger RNA of Gadus morhua (Atlantic cod), 2201 nucleotides long. RefSeq names its product zDHHC palmitoyltransferase 6 (gene zdhhc6). Bases 409 to 1647 code for a protein of 412 amino acids. Lineage: Eukaryota; Metazoa; Chordata; Actinopteri; Gadiformes; Gadidae. Gene Ontology annotation, molecular function: palmitoyltransferase activity. The record is from RefSeq and is a predicted model, not a curated record. The transcript is spliced from 11 exons.